CAUUUUCUGAAUUUGAUUCUGCUCAUGUAUCCAUUGUGUAAUGCAAAACCCCCCAUUCUUUUAUUUCCAACGAAGUGACAAAUUCAAAUUGAGUCCUUUCGCUGCCCAUCCACUGUUGUUUUGUUGUGUUUCCAGCCAUGUCCAGCAGCAGAUACCCGAUAGUGGUGCAGGGGGAAGCGUCUGAAACGGACUCCGAUGAUGAAGUCUACAUCACUUCUCUAACUUCUCACCAAACUACCGCAGGAGGAGCCAAGGUUCCUGGGGAAGCCUCGGAGACGGACAGUGAAGAUGAUGCGCAGCAGGCGGUCAGAUCCUCUUUAAUGGCUCAGGAGAGUGCUCAGAUACUCAAGAGAGAGCUGCCCCCUCUUAUUGUGGUCAGAGACAACCCCGAUGUGCAGUCCAUAGUAGAAGACAGGCCGAGCCCUUCACACAAGCCUUAUGCAGGAGAUACCCUUCUACAGCAGAAGCUGCUGGAGUCCAACAGCCGGCUGUAUACCGAUGUGGGGCAGAGGGUCCGACAGGUUUACGGCAGUGCCAGUAAGGAGGUCCACAGUGUGACAUCUCAGCUGAAUACAUCCCAGAGUGCCAUCAUCAAUGCUUCCCACAGUAUCAGAUUAAUUCUGGACGAUCUGAAGGCCGUUUCCGAGAAGAUCGACAUUAUCACCAGCUGCCAAAUACUGCCUGAUAUUAAUAUCAACCAUGGUUAUUUAACUUCACCUACACCUUAAUCAGUGCAUUGCAACUGACUGAAAUGAUGACAUAUUUUUCAAACAGCAUCAUACACACAUAUACAUUUAGUAAUUUCAGAGUAAGACACAAAGAGGAACAGUAUAUUGUUUUACUUAAGUGGAUGCAAGCUGUCCCUGUAUAUAAAAGUAAAAAGUGUUUGUAAGUUGCCUUUUGUUGUAUUUAACUGACAGUUAAAUACAAGUGGCUGUAUGUAGCUUUCUGUUAAUAGAAAUUUAACCGAACAUGUUAUUCUUUUUC
Messenger RNA from Xiphophorus maculatus (southern platyfish), 987 nucleotides. It is a transcript of the gene bloc1s3, whose product is annotated as biogenesis of lysosomal organelles complex 1 subunit 3. The record is from RefSeq and is a predicted model, not a curated record. The transcript is spliced from 4 exons. Lineage: Eukaryota; Metazoa; Chordata; Actinopteri; Cyprinodontiformes; Poeciliidae. The coding region runs from base 138 to 728 and encodes 196 amino acids. Gene Ontology annotation, cellular component: BLOC-1 complex.